GUUGAACUGUUUUAUCAUAACGUUGGUGGCACUGCAUAUUGGUCUUGUGACCACAGAGACAACUGGAAAAGUUUAAGAAGAUAAAAGUUAAAAGUCAUUAAUUUUAAUCGUUUAAAAAAUUUUUAUUAAAUUCGUCAUCGUUUAAUAUCGCCUUCAAACAUGGUGGAAAGGGCAAAUAUUAAAGAAAUUAUCCCAGCGUUACCCGACGAGAAAAUUGAUAUGCUGGCUGCUACGAGUACUCUUCAGCAACAAGCAGCUGAAAUAAGAAAUCAAAGAAUCAAUUGGCAGUCAUAUUUACAAUCACAAAUGAUACCUAAAGAAGAUUAUGAUUUCAUAGUAGCUUUUGAUACAAGCGAUGCUAAUGUUCGGGAAGCAAAACUGAAGGAAAAUCCACACCAAGCUGCUAAGACUUUUCUCAAUCUUCUUGAUCAUAUUUCAAAAGAACAAACUACACAGUAUAUUCUUACAAUGAUAGAUGAUAUGCUUCAGGAAGAUCGUAGUCGCGUUGAAAUAUUCCGAGAACAUUCUUCACGUAAACGAGAAUCAGUUUGGGGACCAUUCCUUAAUUUAUUAAAUAGGCAAGAUGGUUUUAUAAUAAAUAUGACUUCUCGUAUUAUAGCAAAGUUAGCUUGUUGGAGUCAUGAAUUAAUGGAAAAAACUGAUCUCCAAUUUUAUCUAACUUGGCUGAAAGAUCAACUUAGACUGAGCUUUGAAGCUCUUCAGGAGACAGAUUUGCAUGCAGAAGUAAUGCAGGAUACUUCUAUGGAGGAGGCAGGGGAGACCAAUGAACUGCACGAAUUACAUAAUCCGAAUAAUGAAUAUAUUCAGUCUGUUGGACGGUGUCUUCAAAUGAUGUUGCGUGUAGAUGAAUACCGUUUUGCAUUUGUUUCUGUUGAUGGAAUUUCAACACUUUUGAGCGUUCUGUCUGGCAGAGUAAACUUCCAAGUACAAUAUCAACUUAUUUUCUGUCUAUGGGUACUAACAUUUAAUCCAUUGCUCGCAGAAAAAAUGAAUAAAUUUAAUGUUAUACCCAUUCUUGCGGAUAUAUUGAGUGAUUCCGUUAAAGAAAAAGUGACACGAAUUAUUCUCGCAGUAUUUAGGAAUCUUAUCGAAAAAGUUGAGGAUGGUCAAGUAGCCAAGGAACAUUGCAUUGCAAUGGUUCAAUGUAAAGUAUUGAAACAAUUAUCUAUUCUAUCGCAACGUAAAUUCGACGACGAGGAUAUCACGGAUGAUAUAGAGUUUUUGAAUGAUAAAUUACAAGCAUCUGUACAAGAUUUAAGUUCAUUUGAUGAAUAUUCUACGGAAGUUAAAUCUGGACGUCUCGAAUGGUCACCUGUUCAUAAAUCUGGAAAAUUCUGGCGAGAAAAUGCUAGUAGAUUAAAUGAAAAGAAUUAUGAACUUUUACGAAUCUUAGUUCAUAUAUUGGAAACAAGUAAAGAUGCUCUUGUUUUAAGCGUUGCUAGUUUUGAUAUUGGAGAGUAUGUGCGUCAUUAUCCACGAGGAAAACAUAUUAUUGAACAAUUGGGUGGUAAACAACGAGUAAUGCAAUUGUUGAGUCAUGAGGAUCCAAAUGUAAGAUAUGAGGCUCUUCUUGCUGUUCAAAAACUUAUGGUGCACAAUUGGGAAUAUUUAGGAAAACAGUUAGAAAAAGAAACUGGAGCAACGGGCAGUAAAUCUGGAACAACGGGAAGUAAAUCUGGAACACAAGUUCCUGCUAAGGCUUAAUAAUAUUUUGUUAUAGUUAGUAGCCUCUUGGAUAAGCAAUUAUAUAAAUGCUUACGCCUUUACUAAAUAUUGAUUAUGUACGUGUUCAGACGAUAUAUAAUAAUUUAUAAUCUAUAUAGAUUGAUAUCACACUGUGUAUUAAUAUUAUGUACAAAAAAAAAAACAUAAUUU
Molecule: messenger RNA, 1896 nt
Organism: Polistes canadensis
Lineage: Eukaryota; Metazoa; Arthropoda; Insecta; Hymenoptera; Vespidae
Gene: VhaSFD
Product: V-type proton ATPase subunit H
Exons: 10
Coding region: 160-1725 (521 amino acids)
Biological process (GO): proton transmembrane transport
Cellular component (GO): lysosomal membrane; vacuolar proton-transporting V-type ATPase, V1 domain
Molecular function (GO): protein binding; proton-transporting ATPase activity, rotational mechanism
Source: RefSeq, a predicted model, not a curated record